GCGACUUCCUGGAAGAUUGACAGCUUGUACCACUCGCGUUCACUCGUGGAAACCAUAGCUCCCGUUGUGUGAGAGACGCAAUCACAACUCACAACUCCAGCGGAUUUUUCUAGGAUUUCCUUUUUGUACUUUGAAAGAAGUUUGCGAGAAGCGGCCUCCGUUUUGGAUUUGAGUGAAUCCCCGGGGUAUGAAAGUGGAGCGGACGCUUCCAACAAAGUAAAAAAAAAAAAAAGGUGGUAGCGCUGAACGUUUGAUGGCUGCUGGUGAUGGAGCCCAGCUGCCUGCCACAGUAGCGGCCAGCCGGAGCGUGGACAAGGGGCUCGAGGAGGCGGCGGCCAGCGGGGCUCUGAACUUGUCGAACCGAAAGCUGAAGGAGUUCCCCCGGAGCGCCAGGAACUACGACUUGUCCGACAUCACGCAUGCAGAUCUGUCUAAGAACCGCCUGUGUGAGCUGCCGGAGGAGCUUUGUCAGUUCAUCUCUCUGGAGACGCUGAGCCUUUACCACAAUGGGAUGCGUUCACUGUCGUCCAGCCUGGGCAACCUCCAGGCCCUCACCUACCUCAACCUCAGUCGUAAUCUUCUGUCUGGUUUGCCCCCGUCGGUGUUCCAGCUUCCCCUCCUGCGAGUUCUCGUAGUCAGCAACAACAAGCUGUGUUCCCUGCCGGCCUCCAUAUUCUCCCUCACACACCUCCGACAGCUGGAUCUAAGCUGUAACGAGCUGCAGUGUUUGCCAGCAGAGCUCGGCCAGCUAGAAUGUCUCAGGGACCUAAACCUGAGGAGGAACAAGCUCACCACUUUGCCUGAAGAAAUAUCCGAGCUCCCCCUCGUCCGGCUCGAUGUUUCCUGUAACCGCGUUUCCCACGUGCCCCUGUGCUACCGCCACCUGCGCCACCUCCAGAGCCUCCUGCUGGACAACAACCCGCUGCAAAUGCCGCCUGCGCAGAUCUGCUCCAAGGGCAAAUACCACAUCUUCAAGUACCUCAACAUGGAGGCCUGCAAAAGGAGUCAGGAGGAGCUGGAGAGGCACCUGAGGCCCACUGGAUUCAAAAACUGUCUGUCAGACCACGAGCUGUUCACAGGUCAGUUUGGAGGGCUGGAUUCUGGCUUCAACAGUGUGGACAGCGGCAGCAAGCGGUGGUCUGGGAAUGAGUCAGCAGACGACUUCUCAGAGCGCUCCCUUCGCAUGGCUGAGGUCGGCAGAGACCAGAGGAACCUGGAGGAGGAGGAGGAGGAGGAGGAUGGAGAGGAUGAGUCUCCUGUGGAGGCUAAUAAAGUUCACGAUUGUUCUGCACUCUUUGCAGUGAAUGGGGAUACGUGCCACGUGGACUUCAUUCACAACAGUGCGACAAGAAAAGAGGAGGAGGACGUCAGGAUGGAUCCAGCACCUCUUCUGGAGCAGAAAGAGAGGUCCUCCUCAUCCCAAACCCAGGAGACCUCAAUAGGCAGGUCCAGCCUCCAUGUGGAGGUGGGCCCCCCGUCAUCGGCCUCCUCUUCUCCCUCCAGCCCCACCCUGGAGGAGCGGAGGAGGCCAGGCACCCUCCUCAUCUGGCAGGAGAGGGAGCGCCUGCAGCAACAGAGAGAGAAGGCCAGUCUGCUGAAGUCCUCCACCAAAGCAGGAAGUAAUGUGGCAACACAGACAGGAAGUAGCUCCGUUGGUGCAUCUCCAGAGAACAGCAGCUCCCCCCCAGGCCUUCGGCAGCGGUGUGCAAGUGCUGACCAGAUGAGCUCAGUGUCUCCUUACACACUUCUGCCACGCUCCAACAGCAGAACAGAUGUCCCCUCCUCCCCGAAGACAUCCCCCCCCCCCGGCCAGGCCCAGAGACCCAACAGCUUCCUGUUCCGCACCUCCUCACGCAGCAACGUCAAACCCACAGCCUUUGCUUUGGGGGAGUCCGGCAGAAGUGAGUCUCGCACAAUGCUGCGUUCUCCUAAAGAAGAGAGACCCGACGUCACGCAACUACGCAAGACCCUGGAGUCCCGGCUGAAGAUCACUCUACCAGAGGACCUGGGCGAGGCCUUAUCCAACGGCACCGUCCUCUGUCAGCUGGUCAAUCAGAUCCGAGCCCGCUCCGUGUCACUCAUCCACAUUCCCUCCCCAGCGGUGCCAAAGCUGAGCUCCUCAAAGUGUCGACUCAACGUGGAAAACUUCAUUGCUGCUUGUCGUAAGCUGGGAGUCACUGAGACGGACGUGUGUGCGUCCUCUGAUGUGCUUCUGUGUAAGCUGCCCGCUGUGCUGCGCUGUGUGACGGCUCUGCUGGCUGCCAGGGGGGGGGAGACGGCGGAGAAAGGAUCCCCCCGCCACUCCUCACCUUUGUGGUCGUCGUCCUCGCUGCUGUCCACAGACUUCCUGCUCUUCUACAGUGCAGCCAUGAUCCUGCUCUACGUUUUCUACUCCUACCUGCUACGCUAGAGCAGCAACGCAGUGAUUUUAUGAUCUGACUGAACAUCACACACACACACACACACAGCUGACCUCCAGAGUGUGUGUUGGCACUGGUCGGAUGUCUGAGCCUUAGAGCCCGAGCACCUUUUAAGAAACAGAGAAUACACUACAGCACUACGUUCCUCUGUACCUCACUGAUAAAGCUAGUUACUACGGGACUGAUGACUUAACUUACCUGCUUUAGCCAGGUCUGAGGUAGAGCUGUUCUCAUUGGUUGUCACAUGAGUGUGUGGAGCAAAGGACCCACGAUCCAAAUGGUACCACGUGCUAAGCUGCAAUGUCCACAUGAUGUCCUGCAGACUUUGUCCACAUUGAAGAUUCUAGUCAGAUUAGACCGUAUCUUUGCUAAGUAACUAAUUGCAAAAUAGGUAAUAUUUUGGUUUCUACGGGUGAGCCCUACACAGACACUUUGAGAUGUCACUCAUUGAUGUGUAUUCUUAUUUACAACUGCAUCACGGAGUGGUAAAUAAGAAUAGCCAUUCAUCAAAUAUUUGUCAUUUUACACUACAGUGAAAUACUUAAUCCCCAACCAGCAGGGUUACUCUCAAAUGAAAACAUUGUUCUCACCAUGCUGACAUUGUUGAAUAUGGCAGCAUCACCAUAAGAAAGCUCUAACGGACACUCGGAGGAGUUGGUCAGGUUGGUCAAACCAAUUUGGAGGAGAAAUAACUGUCCGGAAAUGUCUUUUCCUUCAUAGUACCGGAGACCGUGGGCCUUUAGCUGUGCUCACCGAGCUUUAACUUUUGGAUUACUGUGCGCUCAGGGCAGCUCUUCUUGAGACAUGUAGAACUGCGGGUAGCGUGUUUGGAGGUGGACCUCAGAGAGAGAGGGGGGGGAGAGAGAGAAGGAAGCCCAGCCCGAACUGUGAAUGUCAUUUUUAGCCUUGAGACUAUUGUGGAACCUGGAUGUAACAGACCACAAUGUGAGGGAGAGACUGGUGAUAUAGUGCCUCUUACUGCUCCUAUUUUUAUAUGCCUGUCAUGCUGACUGUUAGAAGGAGG
Messenger RNA from Pungitius pungitius (ninespine stickleback), 3444 nucleotides. RefSeq names its product leucine-rich repeats and calponin homology (CH) domain containing 4 (gene lrch4). Lineage: Eukaryota; Metazoa; Chordata; Actinopteri; Perciformes; Gasterosteidae. The transcript has 18 exons. The record is from RefSeq and is a predicted model, not a curated record. Gene Ontology annotation, molecular function: protein binding. The coding region runs from base 254 to 2410 and encodes 718 amino acids.